GCAGUUUUAGUGUGCCAGUUGCCGAAACCGGGUCGUAAGAUGAGGUUAUGGUGUUUGCUUUUGGCGUGUCUUGAGUGUCGAGCAAGGUUUAUUCUUCCUCAUGUGCCUGAUAUGCUGCAUCCACCAGUGCCCAAUAUCGUCAGCAAUGCAACAAAUACCGAUGAGGAGUUUCUGGACCCAGAACUGUCUCCUGGAUUAUUCCAAGGCGAUAUGGCACUCACGAAUGAGUUUUAUAAUUAUUGGAGAGUAGGAAUCAAGUUUGAUGUGUUCCCGGAUAAAAUGUGGAAGAAUGGUGUUGUACCAUACACAAUCAGCCCACUUUACGAGCCUUCUGAAGAAGUAACUAUCAUCAAAGCCAUCAGAUAUCUGAACUUUAUGACCUGCCUCCGUUUCGUACCUUGGGAUGGAAAAAGUAAAGACUACCUUCUGAUCUGGCCAAUAAAGUAUCCCAAAGGGUGUUGGUCCUUCGUCGGUCGAUUUGGAGGGGCCCAGAUUGUCAGCCUGCAGGCGCCCGAUGCGAGAGGACCUAAUUGUCUUGGGACCGAAGGAAGAGCUAUUCAUGAACUGAUGCAUGCGAUUGGAAUUUUCCAUGAGCAGUCCAGAUGGGAUAGGGAUAAGUUCGUGAAGAUUCACAUGGAAAACAUUGUUCCGCAAUAUAAAUCAAACUUUGAUAAGCAGAGCCUGAAGAAUACCACAUAUAGUUUCGAAUAUGAUUACGACUCCAUAAUGCAUUACGGAAAAUUCUUUUUCACUAAAAAGAAAGGAAAACCAACCAUCACUCCGAAGCAACCUGGUGUGAAGUCGAUUGGUCAAAGAAAAGGAAUGUCGAAAGGAGACUGUCUGAAAGUAAACGAUUUAUACGGAUGCUUCAAGAAUCCUAGGACAAGGAGGAAAUAUUAUAGUAUAUGCAACUUCCUAGGAAUAUGAUUUUCUUUAAAACUGAGUUUUAUUUAUUAUGGAAUCGAAAAUCAUAACUGAAUAGUACGUUUAAGAUGUUUGUUUGAGAAUGAUGUAUGGAAUACGAUGUCCUACGCGUAUUUCACAUAAAUUAAAGGAUGCUGGAUGACUUCAAUCAAGCACGCUUUUGUACAAAAUUUUGAAUAAUAAAAUCCCUCAAUAUUUGUAUCAAAAAAUUGGAUUUAGGACUGAUGUGCAUCAUUUGCACUUGCGAGGAUAAAACCAAAAUAUCCUUUUGCUAUAAUUAGGCCACUUUGGGCGACGUCCUUGAUGCAUUGAAAUUGAGGAAUAAACAAUUCUUAUUCAACAACAAAUAGUUCCCUGUAUUAUUUGAUUAUGUUAUUAUCAUUGGUGGAAAACAGAAUUUUCUUUAGAGUUCACAAAUUUAUAUCUGACUCUCCUUUUCAUAUGCAUGUGUAUUUAUUACUUUUUCAAGAGGACUGUAGAAGAAUUGACUGCAGAGUCU
This is a messenger RNA of Leptinotarsa decemlineata (Colorado potato beetle), 1423 nucleotides long. RefSeq names its product zinc metalloproteinase nas-13. Gene Ontology annotation, biological process: proteolysis. Lineage: Eukaryota; Metazoa; Arthropoda; Insecta; Coleoptera; Chrysomelidae. The record is from RefSeq and is a predicted model, not a curated record. Gene Ontology annotation, molecular function: metalloendopeptidase activity; zinc ion binding.